This is a messenger RNA of Balaenoptera ricei (Rice's whale), 5693 nucleotides long. RefSeq names its product Rho guanine nucleotide exchange factor 5 (gene ARHGEF5). The transcript has 15 exons. Gene Ontology annotation, molecular function: guanyl-nucleotide exchange factor activity; protein binding. Gene Ontology annotation, cellular component: cytoplasm; nucleus. NCBI's taxonomy places the organism in Eukaryota, Metazoa, Chordata, Mammalia, Artiodactyla, Balaenopteridae. Gene Ontology annotation, biological process: activation of GTPase activity; intracellular signal transduction. Bases 110 to 4903 code for a protein of 1597 amino acids. The record is from RefSeq and is a predicted model, not a curated record.
GACAGGUAGCCAUCCAGGAAGCAAAAUUAACAUGGAGGCCUGAUGAUACACAUGCAAAUACAGACGGACACAGAAACUCAGAAGUUCAGAGAGACAGACUGGCCGAGAGAUGAACAUCAACAGAAAAAAGAUCAGCAUGGGUCCGGCUCAGGAUUCAGCCCUGAUGGAGGCUGAGGAGCCCCAACACGGAGCCUCGACUCCCAUUCCUGCCAGAGUGGAAUUCAGUGUUAUCCUGGCAGCUCCCAUGAGAAACAGGCAGACCCCUGCCUUGGAGCCUGAAGCUGAAGAGGGCGAGGACCCAUCCUAUCAGUGGGCAGGGAGACACUCACUCUUGGACACCCAGCAGAGACACGUAAGGGGUGUGAAUGACUGUGCAACUGAGAGCAUGACCUCUUUUCCCAUCGAGGCCUCUGCAGAUGUGGAGACCAACCAGGAAAACCUGAUGGCUGAGGCCUGUGACCCUCCAGAGCACCAGGAGGCAGGGCCCCAGCGCCCAGCAGAUAGACAGGCAAGGCCGCCAGCUCCCGCAGAGCUCUGGGCCUGCCCCAACCAGGGUGAAUAUCUAGACACGGCCUCAGUAUCCAGUGAACUGGGUAGCAGCAUGGAGGUGGAAUUUAGACCAGAACUCACUUCUUUGAUAUUGGAAACCGGACAAGCCGAAGAAGAGGAGGAAACUUCCCCAGACACCUCUGCCCAGACCAGAUGUGGGCCUUGCUGUGAAGAGCGCCCUGCAGAGACCAACCAGCCACAGGACUCAGAAAGUGGACCUGCCAGGCAGGGAAGUCCAGAGAGAGAAGGGGCCCUGUGUCUCCAGAAGGCCGAGGAGCUGGAGGGCGAGGGGCAAGGGGAAGAGAGACUUCAGGGGGCGGGAACUCCGCGGGAGGAUGUUUGUUCUGAUGGGCUUUCGGGGGAGCGGGCGCAGAUGGGAGAACAGGUUCGCGGUACGGAGGAAGAACAGAGACAAAAAGAGCAGCAGAGUCAAGAUGAUGUGAUGCUUGCAGAACAAGGAGAAAGCAAGGGCCGUAGCGGGGAAUUGGGAGGUCUGAGUUCUGGUGAGUGGGACUGGAGGACCCAGGGCCACGGAGAUCUAGAACGAGGGGAACGGAAGAGCGGCGAGUUGACGGGGCCAGAGGAGAGUACGGUGGAGGCUCGGUACGAGGAGAAUCAGAGCUUAGUGGGGAAAUCAGUGAGAGUCACCGGGAAGCAAGAAGAUCAGGGUCUACAGGGGAAAGUGAUGCCAGUAGAGGGGCAGGAGGAGAAGGUAGGGUCAAGCAGCGAGGAGGAGCCUGGCGGUGGGCAUGGGGACACCCCGGGGGGAGGGGGAGGAGAGAGGCGUACAGAGGAAGGAGGAAAGCAUGAUGUCCCUGCCGCACUGGCUCUGGUGGCCCCUGAGGUCUCUUCUCCUCACGACUUGUUUCCAGAUGCCUGUUGUCCCACAGCCAGGAUCCCCGGGACUCAGGCAGAGCCUAGGGCCGAGGAACCGUCCCCUGGAGCUCCUACCCUGGAGCUGGCAGGAUGGUCCCAGCAGCUCAUUUCUUUACCUCAUUCCUUUCCUGCCGCGGAGUCGCCUGACCAAGAAACAGCUCAGUACAACCAGCAAGUGGGCUCUGAGCUGGGGAAGGGGACAGCAUCCAGCCGGGGAGGGGAGGGCGUCUCUGCGACCCCUCCAAGGACAGCAGCGUCAGCUUCUCCCAGCCCUCCCGAAGUCUCCCCCGGCGUGACUGCCUCAUCGUCUGCCGGCCCCCAGGUCGCCUUCCCCAGGAGGGAGCCCUCGGUUGCUGCAUGUUCUCCGGAAGCCUCCAGAGCCUCUCGACCGGCCGACAGCCCACCUCCCUGUGGGGCUCCUGAGAACGCUGCAGCUGCGCGCCACGGCUUCCCCUCAGCAGGUCAGGCCAGCCCUCACGCUCCUCCAGGCAUCCGCACUGGGGCGGCCCAGCACCUGAGGAGCAACUCCUUGCCGGGCUCUCACGGGACAGAGCCGACUCCGGACCUGGAGGGAAUAUCACUCUCCUUCUCCCACUCAGAGUUGCCCCAGAGACCCCCCAAACCUGCCAUCUAUGGCUCUGUGAUCCCAAGAAGGGGCAGGAAAAGCGGAAGGGACUGCGCCAUCAUUCCAGAAUCCUCAAGUUCACUACCCACUCCAGGGCAGGACUCUCAAGAAUUUGCCUCAAAUCCAGCAAGGCCUGGCAGCCCCCAAAGCGGUCAGCCGUGGGCCUCCACACAUCCCUCAGCGUUCGCCCCAGAAUCUCCUGCCCGUGGCUCUUCCCCACCCACUGUCUCCGUAGAUAUGAGGAUCCGUGAGCCUCCACCCCCUCCUCCCCCGGAGAAGAGGCGCAUCCACUCUACGGCGGAGGGAGACAGCCAUCGCUCUGCCGUGGUCCCCACGCUGAGACGGUAUAGCCAUCCUCCGCCGCUGGCCCUAGGUUUAGGGCUACACGGCCACCUCAAAGGCCCACUGCCCCGAGUUCCUGACCCCCUUGUGGCAAGGCAGCACCGACCCCUGCCUUCCACUCCGGACACCCCCUACCAUACUCAGACCUCUUUCUCUCCCAGGCAACGAUACAACAAGCCAUUGCCCCCAACUCCCGGUUUGCCUCAGCCACAACCUUCUCCUGUUUCUUCUUCGAGGAGCUCAAGGAUCUACAAGCCUCUCCCCCCGGUCCCUAUCGUGACUCCUCCUACUGAACCACCACCGUUACCCCCAAAGUCCAGGGAGAGGAGCAGUUGCACUCAGGCGGGACUCGGGAAUUCAGGGGGUGAGGCCAGGACCAGGCCAGUUUGUCAAGAGUGGACCAUCUCCACUCCCCAUUCGGUGGGACGUGUCUCCUGGCCUCCGGCCACGGGCAGAUCGACAGACUCUUUGGUUCCCGCCAGUAGGAGUAAGAGUGAAGUGCCCCCUGGCAUGGCUUUCAGUAACAUGACAGCUCUUGUAAAUCCCUCUUUCCUGACCACCCCCUGGACUCUGGAGGUCCAGGGACCCACCUCAGAAGAGUUUGAGGUCUCUGCCAGAAGAUCUUUGAGAAGAACAGCGCCCCAAAAAGGAGCCGGUGGCCUGAGGAGGUCGGAUCUAGGCCGAGCAAGGCAGCCAGAAAAACCCGGCCAUCCCCAUCUGGAGAAGGCGUCCAGCUGGCCUCACAGACGGGACCCAGGGAGACCAGCGGAGGGCAGCAGGGGACAGGCAGUGGUCCCUAGUGAGGGGUCGAGUAAGCACAAGCACUGGCAUCGGCAGGGCCUGCGCAGACCCUCCAUCCUGCCCGAGGGCCCUUCAGGAGGUCCAGCCGUGGAAAAAUCCCCUAGCCUUUCAGACGCCAUUGUUUUUCGGGAGAAAAAGCCAAAGGAGGUGAUGGGAGGCUUUUCAAGACGUUGCUCGAAGCUCAUCAAUUCCUCUCAGCUGCUUUACCAGGAGUACAGCGAUGUGUUUCUGAACAAGGAGAUCCAGAGCCAGCAGCGGCUGGACAGCCUGACAGAGGCACCGGAGCCCGCCUCUCCCCGGCAGCCCCGAAAGGCCUUGGUCUCCUCGGAGUCCUACCUGCAACGCCUCUCCAUCGCCUCCAGUGGCUCCCUCUGGCAGGAGAUCCCCGUGGUGCGCAAUAGCACCGUGCUGCUCUCCAUGACCCACGACGACCAAAAACUCCAGGAGGCCAAAUUUGAGCUGAUUGUGUCAGAGGCCUCCUACCUGCGCAGUCUACAUAUAGCCGUGGAUCAUUUCCAACAUUCAGAGCAGCUCCGGGCCACCCUUUCCAACCAGGAUCAUCAAUGGCUCUUCUCUCGUUUACAGGAUGUGCGUGACGUCAGCACCAUGUUCCUUUCAGACCUGGAAGAGAACUUUGAGGGCAACAUCUUCACCUUCCAAGUGUGUGAUGUGGUCCUGAGCCAUGCCGCCAACUUCCGCCGGGUCUACCUGCCUUAUGUCACCAACCAGACCUACCAGGAACGCACCUUCCAAAGCCUGCUGAAUAGCAACAGCAGUUUCCGAGAGGUCCUGGAGAAGCUGGAGAGUGACCCCAUCUGCCAACGCCUUUCCCUCAAGUCCUUUCUCAUUCUGCCCUUCCAGCGCAUCACCCGUCUCAAGCUGCUGCUACAGAACAUUCUGAAGAGAACACAGCCUGGCUCCUCAGAGGAAGCAGAGGCCACAAAGGCACACCACGCCCUGGAGGAGCUGAUCCGAGACUGCAAUAAUAACGUCCAGCGGAUGCGACGGACAGAGGAGCUGAUCUACCUGAGCCAGAAGAUCGAGUUUGAGUGCAGAAUAUUCCCGCUCAUUUCACAGUCACGCUGGCUGGUGAAGAGUGGGGAGCUGACAGCCCUGGAGUUCAGCAUCUCCCCAGGGCUGCGGAGGAAGCUGAACGCACGCCCGGUCCACCUGCACCUCUUCAAUGACUGUCUGCUGCUGUCUCGGCCCCGAGAGGGUAGCCGCUUCCUGGUAUUUGACCACGCUCCCUUCUCCUCCGUCCGAGGGGAAAAGUGUGAAAUGAAGCUGCAUGGACCUCACAAAAACCUCUUCCGACUCUUCCUGCGGGACAAUGCGCAGGGCUCCCAGGCCGAGUUCCUCUUCCGCACCGAGACUCAAAGUGAAAAGCUUCGCUGGAUCUCAGCCUUGGCCAUGCCAAGAGAGGAGUUGGACCUUCUGGAGUGUUAUGAGUCACCACAAGUACAGUGCCUUCGAGCUUACAAACCCCGAGAGAAUGACGAGUUGGCACUAGAGAAGGCAGACGUGGUGAUGGUGACUCAGCAAAGCAGUGAUGGCUGGCUGGAGGGCGUGAGACUCUCCGAUGGGGAGCAAGGCUGGUUCCCUGUACAGCAAGUGGAGUUCAUUUCCAACCCAGAGGUCCGUGCACGGAACCUGAAGGAAGCCCACCGAGUCAAGACUGCCAGACUACAGCUGGUGGAACAGGAAACCUAGCUGUUUUGUGGGAGGAAUCCCCUGAGCUUAAAGACAAGAUGUUCCUGGACAGGCCUGGCCCCAGAAUCUGGCAACAGAGGCCUUCUGUGCACCAGGAACUAGACCUUCUGAAACCCAAGGAUAACACCGAGCUGCCAGUCGCUAGUCCCAGGCCUCCUUUUUUUGUGCUUUGUGCUUGGUGGGGGGAUUUUCAGGGACUUUGCACUGGACUCUGGGAACCUUUUCUCAUAGGAAAAGGGACCAAUGGGGCCUAAGCCAAGGAACUUUACUUCUACUACCCUGCGGUACUUAAACGUUCUCUGCUUCCAGAGUACCAAUUCCAGUGACCAGAGUUUCCAUCAUGGCCGUGUGUUAAAGAGAAUCUGACCUCAGCCCGUUGGAGGGAGCUGUUUAAGGGGGAUGAACACAUCAGUUGGGAGGGUUAACCUGGUGACCUUUUAAGGUAUCUUCCAACCCUAGAGAUAUCCCAUAAUUAUCAGGGCGAGGUCAGUGCCUGCGUCUCUGGGAUCCAUUGGUGGCUAUGUGAGGGUGAUACUCUCUCACUCUAAUAAACUUGGCACUUCUCCGAGUGUUUUCUCCCCAGACCCCUGAACAAGGUUCAGAACGUGGAAUCCUAUGAGGAUUCCAGGCUAUUUGAUUUAGGUGUCAUGAAAGACCAUGAUGGUGCCUGGGUUAUGGUAGUGGUCGACUCUUUCUUUGACUCCUGAGAGUUUGGGCAGUUUUUCUGCUUGUUAUGGCCUCAGAGGUUGUGUAAGGAAUUAAAGUGAGUUGAUGGGUGAUGAAAACCCCA